AUGGCUUCGACAGACUAUGUGUUUACCAGAGAUUACCUGGACAACAACCGAAUCAAUCUCCAGCACUAUCUCACCGUUCAGCUUUUCGGUUACCACAUCCAUCCCUCGAUCCCGAUCACAAAUAAAGACUUGAGAAUUGCGGAUGUUGGCACAGGUACAGGAAUAUGGCUUACGGACUUGUCUACGACUCUGCCCAAGUCGGCCCGUCUAGAUGCGCUAGAUAUCUCAUUCGAUGCUGCACCUUUACCAGAGAUGCUUCCGUCCAACUUCAGCUUACACUACUGGAACAUCAAAGAAGACGUGCCCGAGCAUCUAAUCGGAGUAUACGAUAUAGUCCAUAUCCGCUUCUUCGCGUUUGUUCUUCGGGAAUCGGAGGUUAAGGCAGCCAUCGACAAUCUCCUCAAACUCCUUAAACCAGGUGGAUAUCUUCAAUGGACCGACAUUGAUGUUUCCUCCAUUCGACUUGAAAUUCUCAGACCGGGAAUUGAAAUCGUUGCCCAGACGAAGUUAAUGGAACUUUUCCAGGGAAACGAUGACCGAAUGCGCUCAUCUUGGCUUCCCAGUCUACCAAAACUAUUUGCAGAACAUGGCCUUGUUGAUGUUCAGUUUGACGAGAAGGAGGCACCUUCCCAUCUGGCGUUAGCAUUUCACGAGUGCGGCAUGCUGGCCCCAGAGGUUCUUAGCAGAAAUAAGACGACCGACGAAAAAACAGUACAGAUGUUGAAGGAAACCCUGGACCAGGCUGUGAAGGAGACUCGGGCUGGAUCUUACCUGACUUUCACCAGGUCGACUGUUGUCGGGCGGAAAAAUCGAGAAAAUCGAGAUGCUGAGUAG
This is a messenger RNA of Penicillium macrosclerotiorum, 834 nucleotides long. Its product is annotated as class I SAM-dependent methyltransferase. The transcript is spliced from 4 exons. The record is from RefSeq and is a predicted model, not a curated record. The coding region runs from base 1 to 834 and encodes 277 amino acids. Lineage: Eukaryota; Fungi; Ascomycota; Eurotiomycetes; Eurotiales; Aspergillaceae.